Molecule: messenger RNA, 5682 nt
Organism: Olea europaea var. sylvestris
Lineage: Eukaryota; Viridiplantae; Streptophyta; Magnoliopsida; Lamiales; Oleaceae
Product: DNA-directed RNA polymerase II subunit 1-like
Exons: 15
Coding region: 232-5160 (1642 amino acids)
Biological process (GO): transcription by RNA polymerase II
Cellular component (GO): RNA polymerase II, core complex
Molecular function (GO): DNA binding
Source: RefSeq, a predicted model, not a curated record
UGGCCGACUCUCCUCUUCAAAGGGGCGGAAAUCGGAGAUUUCUGUAUUUCACAAUUUCUCAUUCUCUGAACUACUCAAAGAUAUUAAAUGAAAAAAUAAGCAAAAAAAGACCAAAAAUUACAACAAAUCUAUAUCGAACUUGAACACUUCUGCUUCAGCUGUUUAUAGCAAUUUGAUUGGAUUCUUAAACGAAACCCUAAAAGUUUAUAAGUCGGUGAUUCAACGGUGAAUAUGGAUAUACGCUUUCCCUAUUCGCCGGCGGAGGUGGCAAAGGUCCGAGUGGUCCAAUUUGGCAUCCUCAGUCCCGAUGAAAUCAGGCAAAUGUCUGUGGUUCACAUAGAGCAUAGUGAGACGACGGAAAGAGGUAAGCCGAAACCAGGGGGAUUGAGUGACCCACGUCUGGGGACCAUUGAUCGGAAGAUGAAGUGCGAGACAUGUAUGGCGAGCAUGGCAGAGUGCCCUGGACACUUUGGUCACCUUGAGCUUGCGAAGCCCAUGUUUCAUAUUGGCUUCUUGAAGACUGUGCUCAGCAUCAUGCGAUGUGUUUGCUUCAAUUGCUCCAAAAUAUUAGCUGAUGAGAGAUUGACUGUGAGCUCCAUUAACUGCCAUGGAAACAAUAAUGAAAUACACAAAGUAAGUAUUGGACAUCAUUUUACAAAUGAAAUCAUGACUUCAUUAAGCAUUCACACACUGAAGGAAGAGGAAGAGCUUCCAUUUAUUAACAAGAUGAUGAAUAAUAGUCAGCAUAGGUAUGUUAGUAUAGGAGUACCAUGGAGUAUUGCACUGAAUCUCACCUAUCCAGAAACAGUUACUCCUUACAACAUUGAAAGGUUGAAAGAGCUUGUGGAAUAUGGGCCUCAUCCUCCUCCAGGUAAAACUGGGGCGAAGUAUAUAAUUAGGGAUGAUGGACAAAGGCUUGAUCUACGGUACUUGAAGAAAAGCAGUGAUCAACAUCUAGAACUUGGAUAUAAGGUGGAACGGCAUUUGAAUGAUGGGGACUUUGUCCUGUUCAAUCGGCAACCAAGUCUCCACAAAAUGUCAAUAAUGGGGCAUCGAAUCAAGAUCAUGCCUUAUUCAACCUUCCGCCUAAACUUGUCUGUUACUUCGCCCUACAAUGCUGAUUUUGAUGGGGAUGAAAUGAACAUGCAUGUUCCCCAGUCAUUUGAAACUAGAGCUGAAGUGCUUGAACUGAUGUUGGUUCCUAAAUGCAUUGUGUCACCUCAAUCAAAUCGGCCUGUAAUGGGGAUUGUCCAAGAUACACUUUUAGGGUGCCGGAAAAUUACCAAAAGAGAUACAUUUAUUGAGAAAGAUGUUUUCAUGAACAUUUUGAUGUGGUGGGAGGAUUUUGAUGGCAAAGUACCAGCUCCAGCAAUUUUAAAACCUAGGCCUCUUUGGACUGGAAAACAAGUUUUCAAUCUAAUAAUUCCAAGACAGAUAAAUCUCCUGAGAUAUGCAGCAUGGCAUCAAGAAUCUGAAAAAGGAUUCAUAACUCCGGGGGACACUCAAGUUCGAAUAGAGAAAGGAGAGUUACUUUCUGGCACCCUAUGCAAGAAGACACUUGGGACUUCCACUGGAAGUCUUAUACAUGUUAUUUGGGAGGAAGUUGGUCCAGAUGCUGCUCGGAAGUUUCUGGGACAUACACAAUGGCUGGUCAAUUAUUGGCUUUUGCAGAAUGCUUUUAGCAUUGGAAUUGGAGAUACAAUUGCUGAUGCUUCAACAAUGGAGAGAAUUAAUGAAACCAUUUCAAAUGCAAAGAAUGAGGUGAAGGAACUUAUCAGGUCUGCGCAGGAAAAGCAGUUGGAGGCUGAACCUGGUCGAACAAUGAUGGAAUCAUUUGAAAACAGAGUGAACCAGGUGUUGAAUAAGGCCCGUGAUGAUGCUGGAAGCAGUGCACAGAAGAGCUUGUCGGAGAGUAACAAUCUUAAGGCUAUGGUAACUGCAGGAUCUAAGGGAAGCUUUAUAAACAUAUCACAAAUGACUGCUUGUGUGGGGCAGCAGAAUGUUGAAGGUAAACGAAUUCCUUUUGGAUUCAUAGACCGGACAUUGCCCCACUUCACUAAAGAUGAUUAUGGUCCAGAGAGUCGUGGUUUUGUGGAGAACUCGUAUUUAAGAGGGUUGACCCCUCAAGAGUUCUUCUUCCAUGCUAUGGGUGGUAGGGAAGGUCUGAUAGAUACUGCUGUGAAAACUUCUGAGACUGGAUACAUACAGAGGCGAUUGGUAAAGGCCAUGGAGGAUAUCAUGGUUAAGUAUGAUGGGACUGUCAGGAACUCUUUGGGGGAUGUUAUUCAGUUUCUUUACGGGGAAGAUGGUAUGGAUUCUGUCUGGAUUGAAUCACAGCCAUUGGAAUCUUUGAAGUUAAAGAAAUCAAAUUUCAAUAACAUGUAUAGAUAUGAGAUUGAUGAUCCAGAUUGGAAUCCUAGUUACAUGUUGCCUGAAGCUGUGGAAGAUCUAAAAACAAUCCGUGAAAUUCGCAGCGUGUUCGAUGCAGAGGUUCAGAAACUUGAAGUGGAUAGAUACCAACUUGCGACGGAGAUUGCGACAACAGGUGACAACUCUUGGCCUCUGCCUGUAAAUAUCAAGAGGCUUGUGUUAAAUGCACAAAAGACCUUUAAAGUUGACUUUAGAAGGCCUUCUGAUAUGCACCCAAUGGAGAUCGUGGAAGCUGUUGAUAAGCUGCAAGAAAGGCUUAAGGUGGUUGUCGGUGAUGAUUACCUGAGUAUGGAAGCUCAGAAGAAUGCCACACUUUUUUUCAAUAUAUUAUUGCGCAGUGCUUUGGCUAGUAAGAGAGUUUUAAAGGAAUACAGACUUACUCGUGAAGCUUUUGACUGGGUUAUUGGUGAGAUAGAAUCUCGCUUCUUGCAGUCACUUGUAGCAUCUGGGGAAAUGAUUGGUUGUGUUGCUGCGCAAUCAAUUGGUGAGCCUGCGACUCAAAUGACUCUUAAUACUUUUCACUAUGCUGGUGUGAGUGCCAAAAAUGUUACUCUAGGUGUUCCGCGGUUGAGGGAGAUUAUUAACGUUGCUAAGAAAAUAAAAACACCAUCGCUGUCUGUAUACUUGAAGCCUGAAGUAGGUAAAACAAAGGAGAGGGCCAAAAAUGUCCAGUGUGCUCUAGAAUACACAACUUUACGGAGUGUUACACAAGCUACAGAAGUAUGGUAUGACCCUGAUCCCAUGAGCACCAUUAUUGAGGAAGACGUUGAAUUUGUGAAGUCCUAUUAUGAGAUGCCUGAUGAAGAGAUUGACCCUGACAAGAUCUCUCCCUGGUUGCUUCGAAUAGAAUUAAAUCGAGAGAUGAUGGUAGAUAAGAAGCUCAGCAUGGCAGACAUAGCAGAAAAGAUUAAUCUUGAAUUCGAUGACGAUCUCACGUGCAUAUUUAAUGAUGAUAAUGCUGAGAAACUGAUCCUCCGUAUUCGUAUUAUGAAUGAUGAAGCUCCUAAGGGUGAGCUGCAGGAUGAAUCAGCCGAGGAUGAUGUGUUCCUCAAAAAGAUUGAAAGUAACAUGUUAACAGAAAUGGCUCUCCGAGGCAUUCCAGAUAUUAAUAAGGUGUUCAUAAAAAACAGUAAACUAAAUAAAUUUGAUGAAACUGAAGGAUUUAAGGCAGAGAAUGAGUGGAUGUUGGAUACUGAAGGUGUUAAUCUUUUGGCUGUCAUAUGUCACGAAGAUGUUGAUGCGAGGAGGACCACAAGUAAUCACUUAAUUGAAGUUAUCGAAGUUCUUGGAAUUGAGGCAGUUCGAAAAGCCUUACUGGAUGAGCUGCGUGUUGUCAUAUCUUUUGAUGGAUCUUAUGUAAAUUACCGGCAUUUGGCAAUAUUGUGUGAUACCAUGACAUAUCGUGGUCAUUUGAUGGCCAUCACCCGUCACGGGAUUAAUCGCAAUGAUACUGGGCCCAUGAUGAGAUGCUCGUUUGAAGAAACUGUUGACAUUCUACUUGAUGCCGCUGUCUUUGCUGAAACAGAUUACCUGAGGGGUGUCACUGAAAAUAUAAUGUUAGGUCAGCUUGCACCAAUUGGCACAGGAGACUGCUCCUUGUUGCUGAAUGAGGAGAUGUUGAAACAAGCCAUUGAGAUCCCUCUCCCGAGCUACAUGGAAGGGGGCAUGGAUUUUGGCAUGACUCCUGCCCGUUCACCACAUUCUGGAACACCAUAUCACGAUGGCAUGAUGUCUCCAAGUUAUCUACUGAGUCCAAAUCUGCGGUUAUCUCCUGUUACAGAUGCUCAAUUUUCUCCUUACGCUGGUGGAAUGGCUUUUUCACCGACAUCGUCUCCAGGCUACAGCCCAUCAUCUCCUGGAUACAGUCCAUCCUCCCCUGGAUAUAGCCCCACCUCCCCCGGUUAUAGCCCCACUUCCCCUGGUUAUAGUCCCACUUCCCCGACCUAUAGCCCUAGUUCUCCUGGAUAUAGCCCAACAAGUCCUGCAUAUUCUCCUACAAGUCCAUCGUAUUCACCAACUUCUCCCAGUUACAGCCCAACAUCACCUAGUUACAGCCCAACGUCGCCAAGUUACAGCCCUACAUCUCCAAGUUACAGCCCUACUUCUCCUGCGUACAGCCCAACUUCCCCAGCAUACAGCCCGACUUCUCCUGCGUACAGCCCGACUUCUCCGUCAUACAGUCCGACUUCUCCAUCGUAUAGUCCAACUUCUCCAUCGUACAGCCCCACCUCUCCGUCAUACAGUCCAACUUCUCCAUCAUACAGCCCCACCUCACCUGCAUAUAGCCCAACCUCUCCUGGAUAUAGCCCCACCUCCCCCAGUUACAGCCCUACCUCUCCAAGUUACAGCCCUACAUCACCGAGUUACAAUCCUACAUCACCGAGUUACAAUCCCUCAGCCAGAUACAGCCCUUCCCUAGCAUACUCGCCUACUAGUCCAAAGAUCACACCUUCUAGUCCGUACAGUCCCUCAUCUCCAAGUUACAGCCCGACAUCGCCUUCAUACUCUCCCACAUCUCCGACGUAUUCUCCUUCUAGUCCAACAUAUAGUCCAAGCAGCCCAUAUAACUCCGGGGCAAGUCCGGACUAUACUCCUAGUUCUCCACCAUACAGUCCAAGUGGAGGAUACUCACCUAGUGCACCUGGGUAUUCCCCGUCUACAACCAGCCAAUACAGUCCCCGUGUUAGUGAGAGAGACGACAAAAGUGUUCGGAAUGAUAAGGGUCGCUGAACCGCAUACCUGUGCCAUAGACCAAGAUGGAGAACAAAGUUUCUAUUCCUGAUAUCUUGACUUCUCUGCAGUGUUUUAGAAAGAUGCCAGCUAAUAAUUGAUCGUUGCCUUGUGGAUCUGGUUUAUCGUGUACUGAAUUUGAUGUGGUUGCACAUUCUAAAUUAGGUAGUGGUACAUUUAAUCAUGGACGUGCUUCUGCUGGAAAUUGAACGAUUUGGUUGUCGAUGUAACCAUAAAAGAAUGUGAAAUUAGAGAAACAGAGUCGAUGUCGAUAUAAAAUGUAAGUUAGGCUGUCGAAAGGUAAUAUCCAGAAUGGUGUGUUCAUGAAUAGGGUUAACUCCCUGUUCCGAUUGGUCAAGUUCGUUAGCUGUGUUGAUUUUGAAAGCACCCAAUCUAAUGAAUCAUAUCCUUCUGUCCCUGUAAUUUUAAAAUAGAUACCCGGUGGAUUGCUCAAAUUUGCGAUGUUUUGUAGAACUUCUAUUCUCUAUAAACUGAAUCUAGAAUUUUGUAUUGUUCCUUGUA